CCAAGAAAGAAAAGAUCAACAAAACCCUAGAAGUGUCUCCUUUCUAAUUCUAAUUUUCUGGAAACAGCACUAAGCCUGAAUGGACCCAUUAUUCUCAACUUGCAGUUUAUUCACCAUGGCAGAAGAUGAUGAAAAUAUCCCUAUGUCAUCACACUCUUGGCUGUGGAAGAAAAAAAGGAAUUCCAUCUUUCCAACAGUUGAAAGCAAAAGUGAAAGCAAAACAGGGGCCUGGAUACAAACAGAUUUCCCAUCAAGUUCCCAAGUAUCUGAAGAGGGCUUGAGAAAUAACGUGGAGUCCAAAUCACAAUCAAAUAUCAUCUCAUGGAUUUCCUUGCCUGGAAGUGUUACUGAUGUUAUAGAGGAGGUACAAGCUCAUCCAACAAAAAAUAUAGCCGUGGAGGAAGAAACUGGAUGUGGUGAAGCUUUCUCAAAUGAGAACAAGAGUUUUGACAAUAGUAAGACUUCCUUUGCAAAACGUCUCAGUGAAAAUGAAGAAAACCAAAAGGAAGCAGAGAAAGGUUAUCCAAGUUCUCCUGGAUGGUUGUUUCCUGAGGUUCAGCUGGAUGGGUGCCAAUCCAAAGAAGAGCUAUCUUACAUUCCCUAUAGAUCAGCUAAAUUAUACAUUACCAAGAUUGCAAAAGACAUGCACCAGAUGAAAAUCAAAUACGUGAAAGUUAUCAAAGAGCUGGAGCAUUUUGGAAAAGAAAGUCAGAAGCAAGCCGUAAUGGCGGUGAAAAACCAAUACGGUGACAAAAUAAAGCACCUGAGAUCUUCUCUGGAAGCUUAUCAAGAAAUGGUAGGAAAAGAAAAGCAAAGCUGGCAAGACACAAAAAAGAUAUUGGAAGAAGAAAACAGGAAGUUGAGACAAGAAAAGGAGGAGCUCAUGAACCAAAUCCCAGUGCAAGACGUGAAUGCAGACAAAGAAAAGGUACUCCAGAAUUAGGAUUGUUAAACAUUCUUCGAA
This is a messenger RNA of Ahaetulla prasina, 964 nucleotides long. RefSeq lists its product as uncharacterized. The coding region runs from base 80 to 943 and encodes 287 amino acids. The transcript has 9 exons. The record is from RefSeq and is a predicted model, not a curated record. Lineage: Eukaryota; Metazoa; Chordata; Lepidosauria; Squamata; Colubridae.